Molecule: messenger RNA, 6324 nt
Organism: Podarcis lilfordi (Lilford's wall lizard)
Lineage: Eukaryota; Metazoa; Chordata; Lepidosauria; Squamata; Lacertidae
Source: the annotation of a GenBank genome assembly
GCUCCGCCGACGCGAGUCCAGGGGUGGCAGGGAGGGGCCACAGGACUCCCACGCUGCUGCCUCCUCCUCCCCUGGCCCCGCCCGGGUCUCUCUCUCUCUCUCUCCUCUCUCUCUCUCUCUCUCUGGCUCGCUCCCUCUCCUCCCUCCCUCCCUCUCUCUCGUUCACUGCGGCUGCGGGCGGCAUCCAUCGCCAAAGAAGACGAGGCACACGGAGCCCGGCGCCCGCCGCCGCCGCCGCCAUCGCAGCCGGGGCUAGAUGCAGGCCAUCAAGUGUGUGGUCGUGGGAGACGGGUGAGCGCCGCCGGAAGGCAUCGCCGUCGGGGGGCGCGGAUGGGCGAGGCUGGCGCUCGGCCCAGGCGGCAGGGGACCUCAAGGGUGGGGCUCUGGGCUAGCGGGGAGAGAAUGAACGCCUCGCGGAGAGGAAGAGGAUGGUGCACUGGGAAAGAGGGGGCGUCUGGGGGAAGAGGGGGUGGGUUUCCACCAGCCUAGGGGACCUGAGCACACGCCCAUCUAGCUGCCUCUUGGGGAGGCGCCUGCUUUCCUAUGCCUGCGCGCGCGCCCCCUUACACACGCACCUAUUGUUGCCCUACGAACCCCCCCAUUGCCUUGCUAGCCUUUGCCUCUCAUCAUAGCUGCCCGCCCCCCUCAUUCUUCUGUGCUGCCGCCCCCCCCCUUUCUGCUGCAGUCUCCAGCAGGGGUGCCAACUUGAAUAAAAAUAUUGGGGGGGGGCAGGUAAGCCCCACCCCACGUAUUCAAUCACAAGACAAGGAGCACGCAUACCAUUUGAAUGGCAACGCUCGUCAACUUGGGGGGGGGGGAGCCCAUCAAAUAUUUUAUGGGGGCGGGGGCGAAGAGACCUCGGCCCCCUAGGAGUUGGCUCCUAGGGUCUCCAGGGAAGGCUUCCACCCACCCCACGCUUCUGAUCUGCCCCUCUGUUCGUCCUCCGGGUUUCCGCACUUAGCAUCGCCAUGUGGUUUGGUGGGAGCCUUUAUGAAAGCCCUUCGCCUUCCCUUUGGCACAACGCCUCCCCGCCUCUCCCGCGCACAUACACACAGCUGGAUCGAGGAGCGGGGCAGCUGCUUUUAUUGUGAUAGGGAUCUGAAACCGAUUCAGCUAGGCGGGCUGAGAUAAGGUGUGUUUCCUUCUUUGAAUCCUAAGAUGAUGUGACCGCCCUGCAGAUUGGCAGAGAUGGGCAAAUGCCCAGUUUUGAUCGAGUGCCAUUCUCUCUCUCACACGCACAGAGCCAUGGCUGUUUCAAAUGCUGUGAUUCCCCAGCUUGCAGGUUUAAGUGCCACCAGCCAGGAGGAUGUGUGAAGAUAGCUUGGCAAGCUGACAGCAAUAAGCACUGGUGCAGGGUGAAUCCCAAGGAUGGUUACCAGCCACCUCAAAUGUUCAGGCCACCAAAGGAAUACAGUAUUGUGCUCAAAUAACUAUGUUGGUAGAUGGAUUCAGGGAUUUAGGGAACUGUCCUGGGGCCAGGGCGUCAGCAUGUGGUGUGCUGUAGAAGGCAUGUUGGUCUUGGAACACAGAAGCUUGGGUUCAAAGCCCCGUUCUGUUGGGGCGUGGGGUUGGGCAAAUCACAGUCUCAGCCUAUCCUACCCCAUAGGGGUAAGAAAGAGGAGGUGAUAUCAGGUAUGCUCCCUUAGCUUCUUAAAAGAAGGGUGCAAUACAGAUGUGAUAAAUGGUGGUGUGAAGUCGGGAGCCCCUAGUUCAGACUUUACUUUAACGGUGAACUCUGUGGCUGGCCCUUCAGAACAGAGGAUCUGGUUCAAACACAGUCAGCUAUUUUUGUGGCGGUUGUCUGCUCUCUUCCGACUCUCUUUCUCCCCUCCCCACCUCAUUGUUGCCCUAGCAAAUCAAUCUCCCACCACCCCAAUCUCUCAGCUUCAGGUUCCCUGGCUUCCCCUUCCAAUAGCACUGACCUACCUUACAGUAGGUUCUUAGUAUUAUUUAGGAGAUGCACACGAAUCACUUUGAAUGCUCAAAAAGCAUUCUGUAAAUGCCACGUGAUAUUUAUCGCAAGGCAUUGCGUGGUCCAACUUCCCUGCCACCAUUGAUUUGGGGUAUCCCCAUUGCUCCACUGAUAUGAGAAGACUGUCUUCCUGCAUGAUUACAAAGAUAAAUUAAAAUGUUACAGUGCAUAAUUCUAACAUGGUCAAACUGCACCUCUCACCCCAUCUGUUCAGACCUUUACUCAAAGAAAAGUUAAAAUAAUCUCCCUGUUUGCAGAUGUUGGCAAUUUCUGCUUUCAGUGCUUCCCCCCACCCCUAGAAAAAUAGGUGCUGGUACUCAGCAUGAAGUUGUUACAGUAACUGCCACUUUUUUUACAACAAAAAGGGGGUGCGUACCCUUGAGUAUCCCCUUUUUAAAAACCUACAGCACUGCCUGCUUUAAACCAUACCCAGUGAGAUGGGGAAAUGGCUAAGAAUCAGAAGUGCGAGCAUGCAAAUGAAAUUUCCAGCGCAUGGGAAGGGAAUGCUGCGACUGGGUACAAGGUGUGUGACCUCUCCCUAUGCAAUGGCUUGCCAUUAGACAAUGCUGGUGCUGAUCUUAAUAGAAUCAGUCCACAGACAUAUCACAAGCAUCUUUUUUUUUAAAUGUGUGUUGCACAGAAAUAACAGUAGAGAGCAAUACAUUUGUUUCCUACCAAAUGGUUUUCACAUGUAUUCUCAUGUACAGCACCAGCACUGCUGCUGCUGUCUAUCCCCGAAGACCAUCUUUAUCUGUGAUCAUAUGGGUGAAAAUUUGUCCCGUUGGCUUUUGUGCUUGCUGGCUAUGCCACUGAGAGAUGCUUGGUAUGCAAAAAGGAAGCGUAAAUACAGGAUCAUUGAACACCGUUUUUCCUGCUGGAACUCAAAAUCCUUGGCUAUUAAUUGUGUUUUCACUUUUUAACCCAAGUGCACCCUGUUAGUCUCAACAAUGAGGGUUGUUGUUUUUUAAGGUUAUUAUGAGCCCAGAUUAGUAGUGUGUGAAGAAUCUCACUAUAAGGGAGGGGUAGCUUUCCAGUUGUUGCCAGACUACAACUCCAGUUAUCUUGAUCAUGGCCAAGCUGGCUGGGGCUGAUGAGUGUAGUACAUUGGGUACCCCUGUUGUAUAAGGUGUGUUUCCUGCCCCAUAGAACAACGUCACUGAAGGAAGAAGUUUGGGUGUGUUAAGGAUAGAUCACAUAUACAAAAAUCUAGAUCUGAUCCAGUGGCUGAGAAUUGGGGAAAUGCAUCCCAUUUCCCCCCUCUCAGCCCCACUCCGUGCCAUCCUGUUGUGUCUAUGCUGUACGGCUCUGUUUUCAUUUCUUCAGGGCUGUGGGGAAGACCUGUCUGUUGAUCAGCUACACGACAAAUGCCUUCCCCGGAGAAUACAUCCCCACUGUGUGAGUAUAGAAGUUCUACUACAUAGUUGUGGGAUAACAUGCAUGCGCAGAUAAUAUGGCGGUUUGUAGAAGUCCCACAAUGGGAUGCUGAUACUCUGGGUAUUGAAAGAACUGGGACUCCUAGGGGCACUUGAAGUGGGACAAACUGAGCAAUAGUCUACUAAACCGGAUAAAGUUAAGUACAAAUGACUUUAAAAAUAAGUAUUUUGCUGUAGGCACAUCUGCAGGGAAGCUGUAAUUAGCCAUUUUCCAGUGUGUGUCCACACAUAGCAAAAAAAUCACAGAUGAUCUAUAUGCCUGCUUUUCUUAUGUGGAAUUUUGUUGGGUAAAAUAGCCCUGGUUGUGAUGGCUAUAGUAUUCCUCAAGGAUUGUGCUUAAGAAUAAUAGAACUAUGGGAAAUGUUCACUAGAGUCAUAUCAUUUACAUGCUUCUACCAUUCUUUCGCUUGGAAAGUAACAGAGAAAGGGUUGGCGUUAAACUUAUUCUCCACCUCUGUACAGGUUGCCUGUUGAGUAACUUACUGAAAUGUAAUAUACAGAUUAACUCAGGUUACUUCUGCUCUAGCACACUUUAACAAUCCUGAGGCAUUGCUUUUCUGCUCUCAACUGGAAGCAGAAUUAAAAGGGAAGUUCAACAGAUCACUUAAUAUAUUAUCCUGCAGUGCCCACCACUAUGGCUGUGAUCUUUUCUUAUUUCCUCAGAAGUAAGUCCCGUUCAGCAAAUGGCCCUUCUGACAUCAUUGAAAAGUGUCCUGCUUGCAGGUUGUCCUAAGAUAGCUUCCACAGGGGGGCUGCUGAUCGCCCCUCUUAAAUGCCUCUCAUUAUCGUGCCUGUUUCUCCUGAGGGCUUUUUAAAUUAAUGGGGUUUAACAUUACAAAACAGAGCUAUUUCACUAUAUAAAAACAAAAAGAACAAACGUUAUGGGAGGAAAAUAAUAUUUUUAAUAAAGACAGCCAGGGGCAGGGGUAGGGAGGUAGAAGAAGAGACUGUGGUACUACUUUUCAGUCACCAUUAGGUUAGACAACAGAUGUGAUUUAAGUGUGGUGGAGGAAGAAAUAAAGCUAUGCGAUUGAGGCGAUGCUCUAAAAUUUGUAGUGAAUAGUUACUGCUUUAGAAGAGAGAAGUAGUUAGUGGGAAGUAUUCCAGCAUAAUUAAUCUAGCAUGGAAUUAAGGUUGCAAUCUGAAACCCACCUACUUGGGAGUAAUCCAAAUUGCUCAGUGGGAGUAGAUAUGUAUAGGAUCGCACUGUGAUAUGGAGGGUGUGACCUGUGAUGAUGGAGUAGAGCAUGGGUAGGCAAACUAAGGCCCAGGGGCCGGAUCAGGCCCAAUUGCCUUCGAAAUCCGGCCUGCGCACAGUGUGUUUUUACAUUAGUAGAAUGUGUGUUUUUAUUUAAAAUGCAUCUCUGGGUUAUUUGUGGGGCAUAGGAAUUUAUUCAUCCCCCCCCCCAAAAAAAAUAGUCCGGCCCCCCAAAAGUCUGAGGGACAGUGGACUGGCCUCCUGCUGAAAAAGUUUGCUGACCCUUGGAGUAGAGAGUGAUUCUCUGUUGCUGAUGGAACAUUUCCCCCUCCAGGUUUGAUAAUUAUUCUGCCAACGUCAUGGUAGAUGGGAAGCCAGUAAACCUGGGACUGUGGGAUACAGCGGGACAAGAAGACUAUGACAGGCUAAGGCCUCUUUCCUACCCACAGACGGUAAGUGAUGAGGUUGCAUCUCCACAAGUAGAGUCGGAUUAUAUCUCCUGUUAGAGAAAGGCCCCUCUACCUCUACCAAACUAGGCAGUACUCUUGUAGACUAUGCACAAAUGCAUUCCAUGUUCUUUCUGCAACAAACAAGUUUGAAUUACGUGACCAUGAGGGAAAUCUUCAGCCAGUUCAAUAAAAAAUUAAGCCAAUAUUACACAUCCCUUUUGUGAAAUCUGCUAUUUUGGGGCGGGGACUAAAUUGAGAGGGGACAGUAUUGGGACACAAAUAGCUUGACAAUGCACGAGAUGCAUUUGCUACUCCUGUUGUUUCAUCAGAAGUUACAUCCCACCCUUGUCAUCUAUCCUGCUUGUAUCCUUGCAGGAUGUUUUCCUGAUUUGCUUCUCACUGGUGAGCCCAGCUUCCUUUGAAAACGUCCGAGCCAAGGUAAGAGGCUUUCUCUUAAGAAUGUGGAAGUGACUACCAAGAGGUAGGCCUGUUCGUAGCAGCCUAGCCGCAGAUUGGCAGAGGGUGCCUUUCAUCUUGCUGCCCAAAGCACAUGAGUGAUGCCUCAAGGACAGGAUUAAAAGUCAGUGAAGUAGAAUCAGGAUAUUUUCCUAAAGGCCUCUCCCAGGCAUCGUUGGCAAAGCAAAGAGCCAGGAAGGGCCACCUAUCCUUGGGUACCAGUUUGCUUCUAGCACACAGGAACGUCUGCCGUCAAGGAUAUUUACUCCCUUGCGUCUCAUUUUCAGUGGUACCCAGAAGUUCGACAUCACUGCCCCAACACACCAAUCAUUUUGGUGGGCACUAAGCUGGAUCUGAGGGAUGACAAGGACACCAUUGAGAGGCUGCGUGACAAGAAGCUGGCUCCCAUUACCUACCCUCAAGGUCUAGCUAUGGCCAGGGAAAUUGGUGAGUCUUGGAAGCGGGGGCUACAGGAAGCAAUGGUGAACUGAGGGGGACACAGCAUUCUCCCAACAAUUAGAAGUGUUAGCUUCUGUGGUUUUCCAUCUUUUUGUCUAUCAUGUGCAUUAGAACCUUGCUUCCCCCCCCCAAAAAAGAAUUUUAUAAUCAAGGUUUAAGGAUCUGAGGGGGGGAGCAGAGAAAUCACAACUCUCCCUAAGUCAUGUUGUCUCCUGAAUUCCUCCAGGUUCAGUCAAGUACCUAGAGUGUUCUGCCCUUACACAGCGUGGCCUCAAGACUGUCUUUGAUGAAGCCAUCCGUGCUGUGCUCUGUCCUCCCCCCGUGAAGAAGCCUGGCAAGAAGUGCACCGUGUUCUAA